Molecule: messenger RNA, 8112 nt
Organism: Mugil cephalus (flathead mullet)
Lineage: Eukaryota; Metazoa; Chordata; Actinopteri; Mugiliformes; Mugilidae
Product: protein yippee-like 1
Exons: 6
Coding region: 3058-3417 (119 amino acids)
Source: RefSeq, a predicted model, not a curated record
AGCGCUGUCAGCUCUCACACUCACACCGACCAGACCACACACACACGCACACACGCACGUCAGACAGCCAGAAGACAUUUGACACAAUCGGCUUGUGCGGCGUUGAAAGCGCGCUGCGCAUCGCGAAGCCAAUUAGGAUUUUCAGUAUAAAUAAGGCCGCAGACGGGACAGCUCGGCCUGUCCUGCCGCUGAUGUCGGAGAGCUAAAGGGGAAUAGAGGUGAAACCUUCCAAAAAGACAUGCUGUCACUCUGAGGCGCCUCGCGGAUGGGACUCUGCUCCGGCCGGAGAUAUCCCGCAGAUUUCACCGUCAGGCUCAUGAACUCAGUGGAGAUCCAGCGAGACUCCUGCAGCUCCAGAGGAGAAACCGAUCUCGGGUUGUUUUGGUUUCCGAGGGGUGGGAGGCGAGAUGUUUUGGGGGGUGAGUGCAGAACCAGUGACCCACUGGAGGACACGCAUGCGUUUGUCUGAUAAAAUCCCUGGAAUAUAGCCCACCUGUUAUGCUGCUUGUCCUCACAUUCUCCCCCCCUCCCUUUUUUUUUUAUUACUGUUGUGCAUUUGCAGCUUUAAGCGCAUUGUGUGGAGCUUUGUUUCCUGUUGGAUCACAAUAUUCGUAGCAUCUAAGCCUAUCAUGCUUUAUUUGUUGUUGCAUUAAGGCGUAAACUGUGCAAUGCAUGAGAAAAUAGGAUCGGCACUCCAGUGUACGUCCAUAAUAAUCCUUUAGAAACUAAAAAGUAUGCUUUGUUUUAUGGUAUAUUUUAUACUCCCCGUUCCCUUGUAGCAUACAGCUCUAUAAUAACCUGCUUACAUUAGUGAUGAGGUUGCAACAUCUCUGCGAUCUGGUCUUCGGGCUACGUUCAAGAGCAAAAAAAAUACGGACGUGCAGCUCCUUUCAGCAUCUGCGUGUGUGCGUUUCUGGCUGCAGAUCUCGGUCAUUUUUUUUUUUUUUUUUUGGACAGAGGGGUUAUGAUGCCACGUGAACAGACGACAAAAACACCGUGAGAGGACGGAUUUCAUAACGCUCACGCGCGCGCAGCAUGCACCUCCAAGUGCAAAUCUGCGGGGCUGUGUUUACGUGCGUCCUCUCCUUCCUGCGCGAAGCGACGCGCGUGAGAGUUCCACUGUGUUGAAACGCGCACGCAACGCGCUGCAUUGACAGCGUUUUAUUUAUGAGGGGCAGAAAGAAAAAGGACAAACGCGGUGCACGAGUUGUUGUUGUUGUUGUGGUCUGCGCUCGUCCUCGACGACUGGAGGGGAGCAGGUUUUUAUUUUAUUCGGUGGUGGGUUCAAGUUCACGGUUUAUGUCGUGUGUCAUCAUUACAGAACUAUUACAAUUGUGUUAUCUGUGCAGUGUCACGAUGAUGUAGUACUGACACAUACACAGUGCAGCAGCUGCAGGAGGAGGAGGAGGAGGAGGAGGAGGAGGUGGAGGAAGAUGAGGAGGAGGAGGGGGCGUUCAGGCUACUGUUUUGUUUGUUUCAAUCUAUAAUAAGAGCAAUAGUUUGCCUCGCCUGGCAAAAUGUUAAGAUUUAUAGACUCUAAUGAUCUUUGUGUGGAAAUGACUCAAGUGUUGGGCCGUGUCGUCUCCCAGAAAACAUAUGAAGUCACCUAAUGGUCAUUUAGUGCUCAGUUAUGACUUUAAAUUGACCUUUCCAGUCCUUCUACCUUCUCGUGGUUUCUGGACAAUAUCACAUUGAACGAUUUACUGUGUUUGAAUCAAAUCGCCAAAUAGCACUUAAUCAAUCCUCUUAUUAAUUAACCUAUAUUAAUGUAAACCGUUAUUAGUAAUGCUGGAGAAAAACGAGCUGAAUUGUAGAAAUACCCUAAACUCCGUCUUCAAUCACUACAAGCGUUUACAGGUGGAAAACAAAACAAAUAUCCAUAGAUUAUUUAUAAUUAUUAUUUUAUUUUAUUACAUCAAAUUCAUAUUCUCCUCUUGUAUUUAUUUACACAUCCGGGUAUCCGAGCCCUCCCGCCUCCUCUCGUGGCGCGUUCACGUGGCCUGGGAAAUAAUCCGCUCAGCUGUAACAAAAACAACAUCGAAUUGAUUUGUUAGUUCCCUGCACUAGAAAUGUGUCGAUGUUUAUUCUCGGAUUUGCGAUGCAUUUGUGUUAAGAUGCUACGACAGACAAGCAAUUCAGAGAAUGAACAUGGUCUACAUUUAACACCUUUUACUUAAAAAACGAAACCAAACAACUUUAUAAACCUCUAAGUUAGAAAAAUAGAUGUUGACAGUCAAAAUCUUGAACACUGAAGUCAAAUGUGGACGUAAGGAUCUGUAUUUAUGAAUAAAUUAAGCCUAUAGUGGCCUAUAAAUUGGACUCUGUACUAUAAUAAACAUUUAAAUGGAAUGGAUUAAAACAAUACUAAUAAUAUUCAAAACUCAGAUUGAUAAAUACUGAUAAACACAUCUUCUGUGUACAACGUAUCUUGAAUAACAGACUGAUUGACUGAAAUAAAAGAGUAAAAGAACGAAAAUGCACAUAUAUUAUUUUUCCCCUUCUGAACGCUACACUCAGUUCGGUUUCCAUCUUUCCCACGGGGCCCUGAAAGCCUCGCUGCCACGCAUUGGACAGCCCAGCUGUUCAUCUGAGCUCGCUCUCCCUCCCACGUGGUGACGUUUCCGCACCAAAGUAACCAGGCCAGUCCAUUACGCACACAAAAGACACAACAAAAGCCCGUGUUGGGGAAAAUGAGAUCCGUCAGUACCCAAAGGACACAACAAUAAGUUCCUAUCUGGCAGCAUCACCCAUGGACCAGAGCCUGGGACGACGACAAUCAUUUAUUUAACUCCAAAAAGCAACAACAGCUGAAAAAAAACAUCUCCCUCUCUCUUUCUUCCACAAGCAGUUUUCCACCAGGCUGCGUUUUGCUCAGAUCUGAACCAGGUGGUCUGAUUUUCUCCUGUGGUGUCUGUGUGGAGCGUGCCACACACCCACUCCACAACAACGACGGCUUUUGCUUGCAUCUUCCAGUGUUUCUUCUGUCAGCAAGUCCAGCAGAGCUGCAACUCUUCCAGUGCCAGCCCUGACACCAGCGAGGAGCCCUGCCAAACUGACAUGGUAAAGAUGACCAAGUCUAAAACCUUCCAGGCUUACCUGCCGAGCUGCCACCGCACCUACAGCUGCAUCCACUGCCGGGCACAUCUGGCCAACCACGAUGAGCUCAUUUCAAAGUCAUUUCAAGGCAGUCAAGGAAGAGCCUACCUGUUCAAUUCAGUGGUGAACGUCGGCUGCGGGCCAGCUGAGGAGCGGGUACUCCUCACGGGUUUACAUGCUGUGGCUGAUAUCUACUGUGAAAACUGUAAAACCACCCUGGGCUGGAAAUAUGAGCAUGCGUUUGAGAGCAGUCAAAAGUACAAAGAAGGAAAGUUCAUCAUCGAGCUGGCUCACAUGAUCAAGGACAACGGAUGGGAGUGACACGCCUCCAGUUUUAUUCUCGAUUUAUUUCUUUUUUUUCUGACCUUGGAAUGCUCUUUAUUGAACUCUUCGGAGCGAUAACCGUCUACCGCCCCUGAACUCCGCCCCCCAACCCCCACCCCACCCCCAAUCACCACGCCCCCUCCUCCUCCUCCUCCUCCUCCUCCUCCUCCUCCGUCUUCACGUGCACACUCCUCCCACCUUUGCUCAUCGUGACAGAACACAUGGCGUUACACAAAAAAAAGUUAAAAAAAGAAAAGAAAAGGAGGAACCGGAGCAAAAACUCUUGAAAAAUCACAUCGCAGGAGUCUUGUUGUUACUUUGAAGAUCGUGUGUUCUUCUCCUCCUCCUUCGUGGCUCUGCUGGAGUUUUUUUUUUUUUUUUUUUAAGAGGGUGGGGGGUCUAACUAUCGACCGCUCACCCGACCGUAACCAACGCUUACAAGUGUUUGUGGUGAUAAUGGAGACCACUAUGCGACUGGAGAGAAGAGACUUCACUGAAAAGACGUUUCUUUGUUUUUCUUCAUCCCGGCGAGACGGGACGACUUUGAAGACUUUUCAUUAUUAUUAUUAUUAUUAUUAUUAUUAUUAUUAUUUUAUUUUAAUGUUAUUUGCUUUAGUUUUAACUUCUGGGUUUGGUAAGGUUUUGGUUUGUUGGCAGAUGGAUGUUACUGGUUAGCAUUUUAUUUCCCUGUCAUGUUUUAUUAUUAUUAUUAUUAUUAUUAUUUUUGUUUGUUUCUGGCUUGUCGUAUCUCUGCCUAUAGCAUGCUUUUCUUUGCUAAUGUCCAAAUGAGCAAUCAGGGAUGGGUGAGGAGCGGAGGGGAAAGGGAGUUUAGCGUAGUUAGAAAUAUGUAGCAGCAUCUUGCUUUUUGUUUUUAUUUUAAGUGGCUAAAGACGGGAUUGCAGCAAUGUGGGAUUUUAUAUCCGAUAAUUAGUUUUUAUCCCUUUUUAUUUUUCUCGUGAAUCUUCCCAAUUUCCUCUCUUCUGGUACUUUUCAGCACCCAAAAAGCAUUGAAAGCAGCACCUAGUAUUGACAUAAAUAUAUAUAAAUAUAUACGCAACUAUAAAUAUGAAUAUAUAGAAAUAUAUAUAUAUAAAUAUUUGUAGAGUUCGGCUAAUUGCGAUUGUGGCUGGUCCCAUUUUGCAGCAGAAGUGAACAAGACGUGAAAAGGAGCAGAGUACUUUUUAGACCUGGGGACCCGUCAGUCGACCCCUCACAGGUCGUAAAACAUUAUGACAGACUGUAUUAUCCCAUAGUUUAGUAACUGAAAAAUAAGGAGACACAACUACAUAUGAAUAUAAAUACACAUGCGAUGAUUACAUAUCCAUAAAUACUAUGAAAAUGUUCGUAGUACCUAGAUAUUGGAACAUGGUUUCUCUCUCUCUAUAUAAAUAUAUAUAUAUUUGCUGUCAUGCACAUAUGUAUAUAUGCAUAUUACCUGUGUGUAUAUAUGCAUUGUGUGUAUGUGUGUGUGUGUGUGUGUGGUCAUGCAUUACACAGCGGCAUACUUGAACAACGCUACUUCGUUUGCACUUUGCAGAGGCCUUUGGUUCACGACGGUUUAGAGGCAAAAAAAAAAAGUCUGUCCGCUCUCGUCUCGUGUAGACUCUUUAAUUGCCUUCACACACGCGAAUGAAUGAAAGUCGGAAAGACAAUUGGAUUUUUUUUUAAAAGGUUUAAAAGGUUUCGACAAAUUCCUCUUGUUUUGUUUUUCGCAGCCUUUUCGGAGAGAAACAAAAAAACACAACUGUAGUUUGUGAUUCUUUGCUGCUAUCUUCCGCCAAAAUCCCGCCACUUUCUUCCCCCCGCUCUCGUAGGUCUUUUGCACUUUAUGUCCCUCUCUGCCUCUCGCGGAGCGUAUGAAUCGUCUCUUUGUGGGUCCGGGAUUUGCCUCCAAGCCGCGUGAAUCUUGUGCCUCUUCAAAACACAAAACGGCCUCCCCUAUUUUAAUUUCUGUUGUGCAGUGCAUAACUCAGAUGAUGUGAACCGACGUGUCUUCCCUUCCCUUCUGGUUCAAAGCGGCCCUCAAAGUAACAUACUUCACUAAAACAAAAAAAAAAAUCCUCGUAAAGAUCUGCCCCGAUUUUAUUUUUAUCAUUUUUCUUUUUUUUUUUUUUUUUUGGAUAAUAACAGAGACUUAGUAUACAUACAUGCAUAUAUUUUAUACAGUAAGAUUUAGAGGUGCAAAAACAGAUGGAUAUUAAGUAUAUUAUUUCUCAGAGCAAAGCAUUGAGAGGAAGAGGUCUGGCAGCAAGUCAAGGCGAAUGGAAAGAUUUAAAACAUAAAAACAAACAAAAAAAAAAAAUCAGCAGUGAUUGAUUACUUUGCCGGCAAGGUCAGUCAGAUCACACAACCUUUUAUCUUAAAAAAAAAAAAAAAACUAUGACAAUGCAAACCCUUAAAUAGUUAGCAGUGAUACCUACUUGAAAAUAUAAACACAUAAACAGCUGAGAAAUUGGCCCGUGUUACAGUUUUUUGUACAUACAGUAACAUAUUUAAGGUUUUAUACGUAUUUCUACUGGGUUAGUUCUUUUACUUCCCCAACUUGAAGCACUUUUGUUCACUGUACCUCUCUGGCUACGUGUGUUUGUGUGUGUGUGUCUGUGUGUGCGUACGCAUACACGCACGUGUAUUUGCCCACGUGCGCGCCUGCGUACGAAGGCGAAUGUUUACUUUCUUUUCUUCGGAUUUACUUCUUUUUAUUUGUACUAUCGUUGUUGUUUGUUAUUAUUUUUAUUUCUUUUCUUCUUCUUUUUUUUUUUUUACUUCUCCUGUCUCAGCUGUUUGGUUUCACAGUCGCAGCCCCGGUGAUCUGUGAGGUUGAGAGUUUGUUUUUUGGAGGCGAUUUAUCCCCGUUUUUUUUUUUUUUUUUUUUUUUUUUUUGCGUUUAUCUGUUAGCUCGUUUUAUUUAGCUCGUGUGGUGAGGAGCCCGUUAGAGAAGGGCCAGUGUUUAGGUCUCUGCUGAGCCGUGUAGGCGUUGAAGGGCGAGCUGGAAUCUCCCACCAUGUCGCAGGUGAGAGCCUUUUACCGAGGGGCUUGCAGGCCAUUUUAGAUGCACUCUCAGGCAGCCAUAUUGGAGGUCCUUCAGCAGUCUGUAAGAACAUCUGAUUAUGUUUCUUUUCCUUAUCUGAGGUGGUUGUGUUAAUGUUGACUUGCAAGCUACUUAACCACAGUCGAUACUUCCCAGUUCUGGGGCUGCAUCUUUUAAGAAGUUGCAGACUCCGUUCUCUUGAAAUUGCAAAACUCCUGAAUCUGUUGGGUGACUUGUUGUGGUUGCCAACCGUCUCACCUGGCUGCAGGGGGUGAGGUUUUUUUUUUUUUUUUUUUGAAGCUUUGCAACAUGCUCUUAUGUUACUGUUUCAAUGGGGCAUUCAAGCGGUGGAGUCAGAUCUGAUGUGACUUGCGUUCCUGUGGUCAUUGUUGCCACUUUAUCUCCAUUUCCCCGAUUGUAAACUUUAAAAUGCUCAUUCUCGGCCUUGGAAACAACAAUAAUCAGAAGGCUGAGGUGCAUUUGCCAGCUGUUUUUUGGAACUUUUGAUCAAAUCAGUUGGAGUAUCCGCCCGCUAGUGGAACUGGAUGAAAACAACAAAAAUCCAAAGUUUGCAAAGGCUUAGAAGUCAUUAAAGUACUUUCUCUUCUCCGAUUCCACGUCGACUUGAAUGCACCAUUUGUGGGGAGGAUUUAGGGCGGUAUUCCUUGAAGGUUGCUGCUCCUGAACUGGGUUAAAGCCCUCGCUGUCUGGACAGGAUUAACUCGAAAACUCCUCCUCGGUGGACUUUUCCCCCCACACCCCUGAGAAACCAGCAACUUGUAGCUAAAUUUAGAAACGAAUCUACCUUAACAAGACCGUACGUGUCUGAUUAAACGGUUACUGAAUUCACGUGCAGUUGUACGUUUUCUGUUUUUUUUUUUUUUUCCUGUUACACGGGCAGGAAAUAAAGGACCUCCAAGAUGGCUGCAGCUCGGGAUGCUUGUGAACCCCUCCCCCCCGCUCUGCAGACGCCUCGUCCACGCUCUCCCUUCAAUCGGUCUAAAGUUAAAACCAACAAAAAGCAGUUGCCAGUGUCACCGCCAGCCAGUGUGUACCAAAUAAGAACCAGGUUCUAUAUUGAAUGCAUCACAUGUCAUGUGUGUAGGUGGGCAGGAGGGAAGCCAGGGGAUUCCACUGCUAUACCAAAAUCUGAAAGUAGAGAUCUUAAUGACGUUUAUCUCUGUGGAAUGUUUCGAUUCUCUGGACUCAACAGCAGCCUGGACGAUAUUAAAAAAAAUAAAAUAAAAUAAGAAAUGUAGAUAUUUGCUGCUGAAAAAACUGUUUACUUUUUAUUGUUGUUUCUGUUUUAUUGUGACACUGGCUACCUACUUUUUGAGCUUUGUUAAUGUCUAAAACGUACCCGAUAAGGAUGUUGAUCAAAGGCAAGAUGGGUUUACACAAGGGGGGGAAAAGGCUGUACAAGUUCUUUUCUUUAGGGCUGUUAAACUACAGUUUGAGGUCUAAAGCAUGUUGUAUUUAUAAUGGCUAUAUGUCGUGCCUGUUUUAUUAUUAUUAUUAUUGAUUUUUUUUUCCUGAAUUUAAAAACAAAUAUAUGCUUUUUAUUUGACUACAUUGCUUUGCAUUCUGUCUUAGUAAAGCCAUGUCACAUGUCUGUUUUCACUCUAAUGUAAACUAUCAGAUAUCACAAUAAAUUUUCAAUGGCA